Mycena indigotica is the source of this 1449-nucleotide messenger RNA. Its product is annotated as Carbohydrate-binding module family 42 protein. NCBI's taxonomy places the organism in Eukaryota, Fungi, Basidiomycota, Agaricomycetes, Agaricales, Mycenaceae. The coding region runs from base 1 to 1449 and encodes 482 amino acids. The record is from RefSeq and is a predicted model, not a curated record. Gene Ontology annotation, molecular function: alpha-L-arabinofuranosidase activity. The transcript has 5 exons. Gene Ontology annotation, biological process: L-arabinose metabolic process; arabinan metabolic process; pectin catabolic process.
AUGCUCUCCAAACUCCUUGCCCUUUGUCUACUUGCCGUCAGUGUACGCGCAGGUCCUUGUGACAUCUACAGCUCUGGCGGCACUCCCUGUGUCGCGGCUCACGCCACAACACGGGCGCUAUUCAACUCAUAUAGCGGCUCGCUUUACCAACUCAAACGGGGGUCGGAUGGGGCCACGCUCAACAUUUCCCCCCUCACUGCUGGUGGUGUGGCCAAUGCUGCCGCCCACGACUCGUUUUGUGGCGGGACCACCUGCGUAAUCAGCAUCAUAUACGACCAGACUGGGCGCGGGAACCAUCUUACGCAAGCGCCGCCGGGUAGUGCUGCCCAGGGCCCAGAGGCAAAUGGACUGGAUAGUUUGGCGGCUGGUGGCGGCGCACCAGUACAAGUAAAUGGCCAGAAAGCCUAUGGGGUGUUUAUUCCUCCCGGCACUGGCUAUCGCAAUGAUGCAACAAAUGGAAUUGCCGUAAACGACGAUGCGGAGGGAAUGUACGCUGUGCUCGAUGGAACUCAUUUCAACGGAAACGGCCACAUGGAGGCAAUCUACUUCGGAAAUGGAGGGGGUUCCGGCUCUGGAAGUGGGCCAUGGGUCAUGGCUGACCUCGAAAACGGUCUGUUUUCCGGCCAAAGUGCCUCCUCUAAUCCCGGGGAUCAAUCUAUCAACGCCCGCUUUGUUACUGCCAUCGUCAAGGGUGAACCGCAUGUUUGGGCCAUCAGGGCGGGUAACGCGCAAACUGGAUCUUUAACGACUAUGUGGAGCGGGCCACGGCCUGCUGGAAACUACGACCCGAUGCAUAAGGAGGGUGCGAUUAUAUUGGGCAUCGGAGGAGACAACAGUGAUCGCGCACAAGGAACUUUUUAUGAAGGUGCCAUGACGAGCGGCUAUCCCACCAACGCCACAGAAGACUCUGUCCAAGCGAACAUCGUUGCAGCAGGCUACACCACUACCUCACUCGUCAGUGGUCCCGCUAUCAGUGUCGGCUCGACAGUCUCCCUACGAGCAACGACUGCCUGUUGCUCAAACCGGUACAUCGCCCAUAAUGGGACAACCGUCAAAACCGAGCUCAUCUCCUCCGCCAACACUACUGCCAUCAAACAGACCGCAUCGUGGACAGUUGUUUCCGCCCUCUCCGCGACCGCCGCAGCGAACGGGUGCAUAUCAUUCCAGUCGCGCGAUGUCCCAGGAAGUUACAUCCGCCACUCCAACUACCAGCUCUUCCUUAACGCGAACGACGGGUCCAAGCAAUUCGCAGAGGACGCAACGUGGUGUCCUCAGGCGGGAAUUAAUGGCCAGGGUAACUCGGUGCGCUCGUGGAACUACCCCGCACAUUGGUGGCGGCACUUCAAUGGCUUACUCUAUGCUGCGAGCAAUGGUGGCCCUGAUAGCUUUGAUGCAGCAGCAGUGUUUAAUAACGAUACCACUUGGAUAGUCGGACCGGCUUUUGCAUGA